AUGUCGGCGCGGUACGUUUCCAUGGUGGAGCUGAUAGCCUCACUUCACGACAGCUGCGCUCCGUAUGUGUCUCUGUUCGCCCUUGGGACGCUGUCUGCUGUGAUUGUGUUGGUGACGGGCAGAUUCUUCGUCACACCACGCGAGGAUGAAAUCCGCUACACUAUCCCGGUACCUGAACAGCUGCGUGCUGGAUACCCGGAGCAAUGCAAGGUUGAGGAGCAGGCGCAACAGGAAGAUAUAAUCCGCGCUGGGAAGAUAUACCCCAGUUGCCCUGCCGAUGGUCGCCCUCUCGGAACCCCCAUCCAGCCAGCAACUCCCUCCAUUAUAGAUGCUGCCAUAUCUGAAGCAGCUCGAGCCCAGGUUGAAUGGGCGCAUACGACCUUCUCCCAACGACGCCGAGUCCUGCGCACCCUACUCCGAUACGUUCUUGACCACCAAGACGAAAUUGUGGCCGCGUGCUGUCUUGACAGCGGGAAGACCAAGAUCGAUGCUUGCUUCGGGGAAAUCCUAGUUACCGUCGAGAAAUUACAAUGGACGAUAAAGCAUGGAGAACAAGCACUGCGGCCCUCUAGGAGGCCAACCAACCUUUUGAUGUGCUACAAGUCCAACACCGUCGUGUACGAGCCACUGGGCGUGGUAGCCGCAUGCGUGAGCUGGAACUAUGCCUUCCACAAUUUCAUAUCCCCCAUCAUAUCUGCUCUCUUCGCCGGCAAUGCCAUCAUCGUCAAGCCAAGUGAGCAGACAUGCUGGAGCACCUUCUACUUCACCGAUGUCGUUCGAGGAGCACUGCAGGCCUGCGGCCACAGUGGGGACCUUGUGCAAACCGUCAUCUGCCUGCCAGAAGUUGCUGACCAUCUUACCAGUCAUCCUGGUCUGAGUCACAUAACCUUCAUUGGCAGCAGGGACAUUGCGCACAAGGUCUGCUCAUCAGCUGCUAGAGCAUUGACUCCCGUUACGGUUGAGUUGGGCGGGAAAGAUCCUGCGGUCGUACUCGAUGAUCCACAGACGGCCAGAAGCAUCGAUGAUGUAGUCUCGAUUCUGAUGCGCGGCGUAUUUCAAUCGGCGGGGCAGAACUGCAUCGGCAUCGAGCGCGUCAUUGCUCUCCCUGGAGUCCACGACAGGCUCCUGGAGGAAGUCCGACACAAAAUCUCUAGACUGAGGCUGGGUUCGGUGCUUCUCGACCAGCACACACCAGACAUUGGCGCCAUGAUUUCCAGUCGAAAUUUCUCCAUGCUGGAAAAUCUUAUCACAGAUGCUGUAGAGAGAGGCGCGACGUUACACUGCGGUGGAAAGAGAUACGUCCACCCGAAAUACCCCGGUGGCCACUACUUCGAACCAACCUUGCUCAGUGGCGUCACCAAGGAUAUGCCGAUUGCGCAAAAAGAGCUAUUCGCACCGGUAUUCCUACUCAUGCGGGCUGAUAGCGUGGAUCAAGUCAUUGAGAUUGCCAAUUCAACCGAGUAUGCCUUGGGAGCUAGCGUCUAUGGCCAUAACCGGGGGGACGUUGCGAAGUGCGUCAAAGAAAUCAAAGCAGGCAUGGUUGCCGUCAACGAUUUUGGCGCAUACUAUGCGUGCUCCAUGCCCUUUGGCGGCGUCAGGGGUUCGGGCUACGGACGGUUCGGUGGCGACGAAGGCCUACGCGCACUGUGUAACGUCAAGAGCAUAUGCGAGGAUGCACUAUGGGCAAGGACGUUGGGUAUUCAGACGAGGAUACCGCCAAAGUUACAAUACCCCGUCAGCGAGCAUGGCUGGGAUGUGUGCAAGGGCGUAGUUGGCACCGGGUACUCUCUGGGGUUGGUGGAACAAGGACAAAGUGUCUUUGACCUCCUCAGAGCAUUGUUGCGCAGGGAGUAA
Messenger RNA from Exophiala spinifera, 1854 nucleotides. RefSeq lists its product as uncharacterized. The transcript has 2 exons. Gene Ontology annotation, molecular function: aldehyde dehydrogenase (NAD+) activity. NCBI's taxonomy places the organism in Eukaryota, Fungi, Ascomycota, Eurotiomycetes, Chaetothyriales, Herpotrichiellaceae. The record is from RefSeq and is a predicted model, not a curated record. The coding region runs from base 1 to 1854 and encodes 617 amino acids.